AUGUUCAAUUCUAGGGUUGAAAACAUAUAUUUACCUCGUAACGGCCACUUUGGUAUUUCGGCGGCGACUGGUGGACUCGCAGACGACCAUGACGUUCUUGAUUUCUCUGUCUCAUCGCUAAUUACUGACAGCCGACCUUCAACUCCUACUAGUCUUCCACAGGACGAGAAGGCAAAGUAUCAAGAGGAGUUUGAGAAACAGAUGAAGGAAUUCGAAGCAGAACGAGCCAAGUUUAAAGAGCAACAUCCUGAUAAAGCUAAAGAUGACGAUGAUUAUGACGAUUCGAAAUUUUAUGAGGAUGCAACGGUUCGAGAGCUACGGCAACUUUUCGAGAGUCAGGCCAAUAUACUCCAA
This is a messenger RNA of Ostertagia ostertagi, 354 nucleotides long. NCBI's taxonomy places the organism in Eukaryota, Metazoa, Nematoda, Chromadorea, Rhabditida, Trichostrongylidae. The record is from the annotation of a GenBank genome assembly.